Molecule: messenger RNA, 1357 nt
Organism: Thunnus maccoyii (southern bluefin tuna)
Lineage: Eukaryota; Metazoa; Chordata; Actinopteri; Scombriformes; Scombridae
Product: sarcolipin
Exons: 2
Coding region: 803-898 (31 amino acids)
Cellular component (GO): membrane
Molecular function (GO): enzyme regulator activity
Source: RefSeq, a predicted model, not a curated record
CACAGUGAACCUCAAACAUCCACGUAGUGACGUAACAAUAAGCAAAACACAUUGUGGAGUGGAUGGGGGGCUUUAAGGUUCAGACAGCUUGAUGAAUUGUGGCAUUAUCUCCAUUUGCGUCAUAUGUUGCAUUUUGGAGAGGUUGUUCUGUUAUACUUCAUUGCUCGAGUGCAUAUUUCUCCCCAGAUACUUAGUGAUACUGUUUCAGUUUCCUAUAUUAAUCAAAUGAGGCAAGUAUUGAGUUUGGAACAACUGUAAUCCACCUAGUAUCUGCAAUAAUGUUUUAUAAAUAACCCCGAGAGAGAGAGAGAGAGACAGAGACAGAGACUCUGUUUGGUUAUGGAUGGGAAACACUCCAGUGGACCUGAUUGUGGAAAAUAACACACUCUAUUGGCCAUUUAGUUGGUGUGUGACAUCAGUCUGUGUAAAUGUGAACCAUGGGCGGUCCGCUGAGGUUGCCUACUUUAGGAGCAGGCCCUGCCCCUGACGACCGCAGAAAGCUGGACAACGGCAGAAAGGUCAGCUGCUGAUACUGUAGAUUCUGCAGAGAGGAAGUGAGGAACUGCCACAACACAGACGUUUUCAGACUGAAGACAAGCUGCUGCAUCAGAGGUCAAAACUACAAGAGGCUGUACUGCUGGAGCACAUGAGAACAUCUGCUUUCUCCUGUUUAUAGUCUUGGACCGAGGGGCCACACUUCUCUACAAACAGCCGACACAUCAGCAACCUUCUUCCCUGGCAGCAGCUCCCUCUGCUCCUCGCUCGCCUAGUCUCUCCAGUCCUCUCCGUCUGGGAUUCAGCCAUGGACCGCUCGGCGCAGGAGCUGUUCCUCAACUUCAUGAUCGUCUUAAUCACCGUGCUGCUGAUGUGGCUGCUGGUGAAAAGUUAUCAGGACUGAACCAUGGGGCAAAAGCAGCCCUCUCGUCUCGUGGCUCUAGAGAGGCGGAGGAGAUGGAGGGAAAUGUGUGGAGGGGAGCCAGUUUGGUUACUGUAGGACUAAUUCUGAUUUUUGUGUUUACACCUCACCUUCAUUCUUUUAGUUUAUGGUUACCACUCCGGUCCAGAGUUGCAGUAAUAGUAUAAUAUUUAAACCAUGACAAACUAGUCUUGGAUUCGUAUUUGUCUUCUGAGAUAUUUUUAAAUGUGGCCUUGACUUUCUGGCAAGAGCCAAAGGGGAAAUCACAGAAGAGAUAAAAGGGUGAAUAAAAAUAUGGAAAAUGAGUAAGGGAUUCAAGUUUUAGGCUUUCAUUAUGCAAACUCUUGAAGUGACUGCUAGAGAACGCUGUAAUGUCACUUAUAUUAGAAGUAUAUAGCCCAUUUUUCUGUGUCAAUCAUGUAACAUCUGAUACACUGAACC